AUGAAAAUCAUAAAGUCUUCUGAAAUUUGGAACUAUUCAAUUAUUCUGCUAUUUUCUAUUGUUCCAUAUCUUCCCUCGAUUUUCGGAGAUUUCAUUUUCGAUGAUGCUGAAACCGUGAAAAAUAAUCGUAUUGUCAAUGGAAAGGAUUCGAUUUUUGAGAUUUUUGAGAGGGAUUUCUGGGGGAACCCGAUAAAAUCACAGAUGAGCCACAAAAGUUAUCGACCAAUUACAACUUUUACUUUUUGGUGAGUAUUUUGGGGCCUAUUUUUUUGAAUGUUCUUAUUCCUAGUCAUUUUGUGCCCGAAAAAAAAGUUUUCUUGUUGUAGUGUAAAAGUCAAUGAGCCGUAAAUGUUUUUGUUAGAUUAGUUAGAACAAGGAAAGAUGAAUUUGAAAAUGAAACAGGGAAAAAGGCAGGAGAAGGAUUAAAUGGGUUGCUUUUGAAGAUUGCCGAUUUUAUUCAAAUUUUUUUUCUGACAAGAAAAAUGAGAGAGGCUUCUUGAUGAAAACAUAUGGAUGUUAUGGGUUUUUCGUUAUGCGGUGGUGAUUUUGAGAAUGGUUUUUUUUGGUUUGAGAAUGGAGGAGGGGAUGGGGAUUUUUUCCAAAUGAUUUAGCAAACGUAGUAAUUCCUCUGGGAAUUUGCGAAACUUAAGUUUAAAAUCUGAAUUUUCUAGAAGUGGGGAUAUAAUUCUCAUGAGCUUGAGCUUGAAUGAAAAUUUUACAGAGCCAAGAAUCAAGAAUCAAGAUUUAAUUUUUAAUUUUUUUAUUUAAAUUUAAAAAAAAAUUCCAGAUAGAAGUUUAAUUUUCAGAAGCCUAAGCUUUGGGGAAUUUUAUAAAAUUGUGAAUUGAAUCUUCAGAAGCCUAAGCUCAAAUCCAAAGUGUUUUACAAGAAAGUUUCAAGGUUCUUCAAGCUUAAAGAUAGGCUGGAAAUCUGUUCCCAGAUGAAAUUUUAAUUUUCAAAAGCUUAGGCUCAAGUCAAAAAUGUUUUACAACAAGUUCUAGCAUCAAAAUAAUUUUCUAGAACAUUUUACUCCUUUUUGAAACCUGGAUUUCCACUAAUCUUCUCUCCAAAAUUCUAGAAAUCAAAUAAAAAAUGCAAUAAAUAUCCAAUGUUUAUAUUAUAUUUAUUUCUUUCCAACCAACACCAUUUUUCAUAAAUCUGUCAACCAUCUGACUUCUUCUUCUUCCUCUAGGAAAAAGUAAAAUAAAUAGGAAGCGGUUGUCAUUAACGCCGGAUGUGGUUUUAGUGGGAAGAAGUGGUAGGAAAAGGGAACAUCUUCUCAUAUUUCUCCUGUCAUUGCGUAAGCAUUGGAAGAUUUAUGAAUGUUUUCUCGCUGCCCAACCCCAAAUUUAUAAGUAAUGCGUUUGUUUUGUUUGCUUUGAAGAUUUGGAACGAUUAGACAUGAGAAAAACGAGGGGAUAUUCUCAAGGGCCCAAUUUUUUUGGAGUAACUUAACUAAGAUUGGAGAGAAAUAUGGGUUGAGUUUUAUGGUGUGUGGUUUGGAUUGGUUAUAGGGCAGAAAUGUGAGAAGAAAACUUGGGGAAGAAUAUUUGGAAAAUAUAUGAUAGUUCUGAAUUUUGAAAUUUUACUCGUAAUACUGAAAAAUUUAUCAAAAAUAUUUUUUUGAUCUUCUAGAUUUCUCGUUUUACACAAAAUUUCGGAUUGAAGCUAGAAUGUAGGUCAAAUAUUCUAUUUGCCAGAAUAUAGUUUGAAAAUUCGACUGAAAACCUGGCGACUCUGAAAAUGUAGAAUUUUAAUUUCAAAUUCGUUUUUUAUUUUUCAUUUUUCAGAAAAUGAAUUUUAUUUUCAAAACUCAACGCUUCUUUAAAAAAAAAUUUUUAAUGAAAAAUAUCUCUGGAAAACUAUGAAAAUUGUCUAGCUUAUUUUCCCUAAUUUUUUCCAAGUUUCAAAAACUCUCUUCUCCUUUUACCUAACCUUAACCCGUAUUUAAUUUUCCGUCAUUCAAUUUUUUAAUUUCGCCAUCCAUCUUCGAAAAAAAACCUAAUAUAUAUUUAUCUCCUCAAUUUCUUCGCAGCGCAGUUUCAAUAAAAAUAUAUUGCUUCUUCUUCUUCUCAUCUUAUUGCAUUUCGCAGCUGCAAACAAAAUUGUUGUGUUUAAUUUCAACCCGACCCUUGUCAACACACACACACACACACCCAAAAUUGGUGUCAUGGGAGAAAAAAAAGGAGGAAGGAAGUGCAGAAGAAACUCAUAAUAUUAAUUGCUAUCGUAAUCCGGUUCAUCUUUUGAGAGAGCAGUUAUUGAGAGGGGUGACUAAUUAUUUGAGAGUGGUUUAAGGAGAAAACAAGAAACUUCUCGCGAGGUUCACGAUUAUCAUGAAAUCGGAAUAAAUAUAAGAGCUUGUGAUAUUAUUUUGAAAAUACAUAUUGGUGGUCCAAGCUUCUUGGGAGGUCUAAUUUUAUCAUGGGAAAUAUAGAAGGUCUACGCUUCUUGGGUGGUCCAAGAUCAUCAUUAGUUAGCUAAUCGUGAAAGAUAUAAUUAAUUACUGAUAAUUAAUAUUUAAGCAUAAUUCGUGUUCAAAAUAUAUUAAUCAAAAAACAUUUCCUACGUUUUUCUUCUUGGGUGGUCUAGAAAACAUUUUUUUAUUCAGAACUAAAAAAUUACCAAAAAAAAUCUUCGUAGGUGGUCCAGAAAAUCAACAAUCUCGAUUUACCAAGUUUCUAAAAAGAUCCACAAAACUACAGUACCCCAUACCUUCCCAAAAGAUAAUUUAUGUUGAUGGAUUUUGCCGCCAGAUGUGUGCAGGUGUAUAAUUUUUGCUGUUCGUUUUUUUUUCCGAAACGCCAAAAAAGGCGAGAGAUUUAUUACAUGACACUUUUCUCAACGACAUAUGCAAAUAUAUGUGAAGACGAAUGAAAUAUGACCUUUUUUCGUAUACUAUACAUGAAUUUUAAUCUGUCUUAUACGAGUUUCAAAAAAAAUAUUGACAAAGGGAAACAUUCCGAGGAAGAAAAAUAUUUCAGGCUGAACUUCAAACUUCAUGGAUUUCACACCUUCGGAUAUCAUUUGAUCAAUCAAUUUCUCCAUUCUCUAGUAACUUGUCUGAUCUACAAAUUUGUCAAGAAAAUCGAAAAUAUUUUCUCAACCGGUCUCGAAAAUUUGGCUCUCCCUACAGCUUUGUUAUUUGCAGCACAUCCAAUUCAUACAGAAGCGGUAAACUUUUUGAUCUACAUAUGUACAUAAGUACAGUACUCUAUUUUUUUCAGAUCUCAAAUAUCACGGGUAGAUCAGAAUUGCUUAUGACAAUGUUUGGACUUUUGGCGUUGAUAAAUUUAGAAAGUUCGAGAUUUUAUAUUUUUGUGACUCUCUCAAUGUUUUCAAAGGAGCAGGGGAUUACUGUAGUGGUAAGUUUUUUAGGAGAGUUCAUAUUUAAAUAAUGUGUUUUUUCAGCCAAUCGCUAUAUUUUUCCAUUUUCUGGCGUCUAGCCAUACCAAAUCUGCUCAGAUAAUCAAAAACAAGAUGGCCUUUCUCGGAGCUCUGAUCCUGCUUCGCUUGAAAAUCAACAAUUUUAAAAAUGCGGAAUUUACAAUUGCUGACAAUCCAAACGCAUUCAUAGAAAACCCAUUGCUCAGAUUAGUCAACCACACGUAUAUCUGGCUAUAUAAUUUGUAUCUACUUUUGAACCCGACAAAUUUAUGCUUUGACUAUUCGAUGGGUGCAAUUGAGCAAAUUAAUGGAUGGAAAGAUUGGCGCAUUUUAUCACCUGCAUUCGUUUUAAUUAUUGCUAUUGGUGGUCUGAAAAUAAUUAUAGGAUGCGUUGUUUCUGUUGCUGGUGGCGCUGGAGGAGGAAGGGGGAAUGGGUUUGAGAGAGGAUGGGAUAAUCGGUGAGUUUGAAAAGGGAAGAGGGGAUCGAGAUGAAAAUUAUGCCAGAUUUUUAAAAUGAAGAUCGUUUGAAAACAGUUCUAGCCUGGUAAAGUAAAUAUCAUACAAUUUUUUUACACUUUGCAACUCUCUAGGCGCGGCUACUGGAGAAAUCAAUUCUUUAGGCGAGGCUACUUGAGAACGCGGUUCUCUAGGCGCGGCUACUUGAGAACUUGGUUCUUUAGCCGCUGCAACCUGAAAACGCGGUUCGCUAGGCGCGGCUACUUGAGAACGUGGUUGUCUAGGCGCGGCUACCUGAGAACGCGGUUUUCUAGUCGCGGCUACUUAAGAACGCGGUUCUCUAGGCGUGGCUACUUGAGAACUCUAUUUUUUCGGCGCGGCUACUUAAGAACGCGGUUCUCUAGGCGCGGCUACUUGAGAAUUAGACAAAACUCAUUGCCAGAAUUGUUCACUGGAUGUAAGAAAAUCAGGUUCUUCAGUGACCUGAGAACGUGGUUUCCUAGGCAAGACUGCUUCAAAAUUAAGUUCUCUAAGCGCCGAUCCUUGUCAAAUUAACUUUCUAGACUCUGCUACUUGAAAUAGAAGCUCUUAAGACGUGGCGAUGAUGAUAUUUCAAGUUCAGUCAAAAUUAACUAGAAUCUCAGUUGAAAAUUGAAAAAAAAAACGAAAAGCUUCCAAAAAAUUCAUCAUAAUUAUUUCCAGAUUCUUGGCAUUCUUCAUCUUCCUUGGAGUAGCCACAUUUCUCCCAGCCUCCAACAUUUUCAUCACAGUUGGUUUCGUUGUAGCCGAAAGAGUGUUAUAUUUUCCAUCUCUGACAAUCUGCGUCUUUGGUGCGAUUAUCUACCGUACCUUUGAAAAAAAAUUCGGUAACUUGGAACUCAUUAUUUUGCUUCUUGCUGCAUCUGGAAGUUGGAAUCGUGCAAAUCAUUGGAGAUCAGAAUUAUCGCUAUAUUCAGCGGAUGUGAAAACCUGCCCAUUGAAUCCAAAAAUCCAUUACAAUCUUGCAAAAGUGUUGCGGGAUCUUGGAGACAUUGAAAAUUCGAAAAAAUCAUAUUGGACUGCGUUGAAAUUGAAUCCGAAAUAUGAGCAAGCUUUGAACAAUUUGGGGAAUAUUUUGGAAUCUUCGGGAGACUCGAAAACCGCAGAAACGCUUUUGAUUCGCGCCGUUGGAAUUCGCCCGAAUUUUGCAGCAGCUUGGAUGAAUUUGGGAAUAUCACAGAUGCAUCAGGGAAAAUAUAAUGAAUCUGAAAAUUCGUUUUUGAGGUCUAUUGAACUACGAAAAGAAUCUCCACAUUGUUAUUUCAAUUUAGGAAUUUUAUAUCAGAAAACAAAUCGGGCAAAGGAAGCAUUGGAAGCUUGGAAAAACGCAGUCAGGUACAUAUUUUAAAAAAAUCUAAAUGUUCUUUAUUGAUUUUUUUUCAGAAUCGAUGAAAAACAUACACAAGCUUGGACAAAUCUUCUUGUUCUCCUAGAUUUUCUGAAUCUUUGUGAUGACGUCAUCAAAUUUGGAACUCAAGCUUUGAAAAAUAUUCCGAAUGUGAACAAUAUUUAUAUGCAAGUUGGAACUUGUUAUGCGCAGAAAAAUGAUUUUGAAAAUUCGGAGAGAUUUAUCAAAUUUGCGAUUCAUUUGAAACCUGAUUCCAGUUUAUAUCGAGCAAAUUUAGGUGAGCUUCUUUUACUUCUUAAUGUUAAUAUUUUUCAAAAAAUGUUUUUCUAGGAGUUCUCUACCAACGUUUCAAUCGUCCAGAAUUGGCGAUUCAAGAAUAUCAAAAUGCGUUGGAUUUGGAUUCUGGAAAUCAAAUGGCUUUUAGGAACUUGCACAAACUUCAUAAUAGAACCUCAUAUUUUUAA
This is a messenger RNA of Caenorhabditis angaria, 5692 nucleotides long. The record is from the annotation of a GenBank genome assembly. NCBI's taxonomy places the organism in Eukaryota, Metazoa, Nematoda, Chromadorea, Rhabditida, Rhabditidae.